Messenger RNA from Hordeum vulgare subsp. vulgare (domesticated barley), 2477 nucleotides. Its product is annotated as PHD finger protein MALE MEIOCYTE DEATH 1-like. Bases 17 to 2050 code for a protein of 677 amino acids. The record is from RefSeq and is a predicted model, not a curated record. Lineage: Eukaryota; Viridiplantae; Streptophyta; Magnoliopsida; Poales; Poaceae. The transcript is spliced from 3 exons.
GCCUCGCCCCGGGGCAAUGCCGUCCAUCCGCGCGCUCAUGCGCCUCGCCGCCCCCCUCCCGCCGCGCGCCGACGCGGCGGCGGAGGAGUCUCCCCCCUCCUCCUCCUCGUCGGCCUCGAAGCCCGCCGGCGCCGGGCGACGGUCCGUGCCGCCGCCGCCGCAGCAGCAGCAGCCGCAGGGCCGGGCGUACCCGCUGCGGGACUUCCCGGGGAGCGAGGCGGCCGCGCUGUGCGGCGCGUUCCGGGACAACGCCCGGUGGCUGCUGGCGCGGUGGGGCCCCGUCGGGGCCUCCCCGGGCCCCGCCGCGCGGCGGGCGUUCCUCUCCGACGACCGCACCGGCGCCCUCGUCCCCGUCGUCGCCGUCGAGGUGCUCGCCGCGUCCUCCCCCGCCCCGCUCUGCGACCUCUGCCGCUGCGCCGGCUGGAGCCACCACUGGGUGUCAAAACGGAGCUACCACUUCAUCAUCCCAGCGGACGCAGACUGGGACCGGCAUUUCGGCACAGACGCGCUGCUUGGGCGCAACGACCACCUCCUCCAUGGCCUCAUCCACUGCAAUGGCUUCGGCCACCUCGUCGCCCUCCGCGGCCGCGACGGUGGCUCGGCUUUCCUCUCUGGUCAUGACAUAAUGGAUAUCUGGGAUCGCCUCUGCUCUGCUCUCCGUGUCAGGGCUGUGUCUCUGGUGGAUUUUUCUCGGAAGCAGUCUAUGGACCUCCGCCUCUUGCUCGGCGUGGCGAAUGGUGAGACAUGGUUCACCCGCUGGGGAUACUGCCUUGCCAGGAGAUGCUUCAACAUGUCUACCUCCACCUAUGCCACUGCUUUGGAAUCUCUGGCUUCACUGCAUGUUGACCAUCUUCGCAGCCGACAUGUCCGUCGCGUGGUCACCAUCUACCGGCGCCUAUCCAACAAGCCUCUGAUGACUGUCCGUGAGUUCCUCCGCUGCCUCCUUGACUGGAAACGCCAUGAAGCACCCCUUACACCACCUCCUGUGAAGCCGUGCUCCCGGCUUCCCUUCCUGCUGCCGAAGCCGUGUACGAUGAAGAGGAGCCCGCCGUGCAAGCGGUUUGAGGAUGUGGUUGAGCGGCUCAAUUGUCGAUUUUCCAAGAAGCGUCUGGUCAAUGCCGCAGAGGUUGUUGUUGAAAAGCUGCUUGAGCAUGGAAAUGAUGCAGAGAUGACAAGGCAGGCAGUGCGAGAUGCUGCCAGGGUUGAAAUCGGUGAUACUGGUCUCCUCGACUUUGUCAUCAAGUCUGUUGGUGACACCGUUGUUGGCAACCAUGUUGUGCGCCGUCUGCACAACACUGCGACGCGUGUGCUCGAGUUCAGCCUUGAGGAACUGGAAGAGCCAGUGCAGAUGGAUGUUGAGGUACAGAACACCCGUCCUGCAGCACAGUGGCCGAGCGCAGUGGAUGUUGAGCGGGAUCUGCGUGCCGUCUACCGGGCAAUGGUGGAAGCGCUAAGUGACGCAGCACAGGCCGUGCUGGACUGCAAACACUGGGUGAAGUGCUGGGGCCUUGGGGAUGAGUCUGACGAUCAGCUAAGGUUCCUUGUUGAAUGGCGACCGCAACCUUGGGAAGCUGCUGAGCUCACACGGCCACUGCCGUCAGGGGAGAUCAUUGUGGUGCCAGUCCAUACAUCGAUAGGCGAGCUUAUCAUCCAGGCAGAGCAUGCGCUGAGGGACACGUACUGCUUCUUUGAGGAGUUCCAGGCUGAGACGCUCGAUGGCAUUACUGGUGAGAAGUGGGAUCCUGUGGUGCUUGGUGGGGCAGAGUCCGGGGACACAAUCGGCGUGCAUGGCCACGGGGCGGACAUGGAGACCGGGCUACGAUGCCAGGGCGGGCUUGACACGUGGGAGGUGAGGUGCGUGUGCGGUGCGCAGGACGACGACGGCGAGCGCAUGGUGGCGUGCGACGCUUGCGAUGUAUGGCACCACACCCGGUGUGUCGGCAUCGCGGACAGCGAAGCGGUGCCGCCAUUGUUCCUGUGCAUACUCUGCGGCGGCGCGCUCCUAGCAGCCGGCCCGAUUCUGGAGGAGGCACUAACGCUAGCCAAGUGACCAUUAUUUCUCUUUCAACUGCUGCUCCUGGGUUCAUGAUGCUCACUGAUGGCAGUCUGACGAGGUAAAACCGGCUGUGAAUCCUUUUUCUCUUGUGUAAAGCGCGCUGUUGUGGUAUGAUUGGUACUUCAACUCGGGUGUGGUAAUGUUGGUACAAGUCAGAAGUUAAUGUGUAGAAGUAGUAGAUGAUGAUGAUAUGAGGGGAUCAGUAGACAGUAGAUGGGGAAGUAGCUAGCCCCAUCCAAUCCAUGUCGGUUUGCAAUCCGGCUGGAAAUUUUGUUAGUACCUGAUGCAUCACAGAAGAUGAUAUAGCUAGCUAGAUGUACAUACAUGUUCUGUGAUUGUAUCCUGUAUACUGUCUCUGAAUCCCUCCCAAGUAUUAUAUACAGACAAAUAAAGCCAUAUUAUGCUGGUGUGCUGUUGGUUU